Musa acuminata subsp. malaccensis (wild Malaysian banana) is the source of this 704-nucleotide messenger RNA. The record is from RefSeq and is a predicted model, not a curated record. Lineage: Eukaryota; Viridiplantae; Streptophyta; Magnoliopsida; Zingiberales; Musaceae.
GUUGCUGCCUCUCAUACUGAAGAAGGGAGAAGAAGAAGAAGGCAAUGGCAGCGGAGGAAGGAGAAGUGAGGCUGAUCGGGGCGUGGCCGAGCCCGUUCGUGCUGCGCCCGAGGGUCGCCCUGAACCUGAAAUGGGUGGAGUACGAGUUCCUGCAGGAGAAGUUCGGGGAGAAGAGCGAGCUGCUUCUGAGAUCCAACCCUGUGUACAAGAAGAUCCCCGUCCUCCUCCACCACGACAAGCCCGUCUGCGAGUCGAUGAUCAUCGUGGAGUACGUCGACGGGGCCUGGGCUAAUUCCGGCCACGCCAUCUUGCCGGCCGACACCUACGAGCGCGCCCUCCACCGCUUCUGGGCCUUCUACAUCGACGACAAGUGGUUCCCGUCAAUGUUCGGCAUCGCAAAGGCUGAAACAGAGGAGGCCAAGGCCGAAUCCGCAGAGCAAGCGUGGGCCGGGCUGAAGCUGCUCGAGGAGGCGUUCGAGAAGCUGAGCAAAGGCAAAGCCUUCUUCGGCGGGGACACCAUCGGUUACGUCGACAUCGCUCUCGGUUCCUACCUGGGAUGGGCGAAGGUGAUCGAGCGGAUGACCGGCCUCAAGUUGUUCGACGAGGAGAAGACGCCUCUGCUCGCGGUUUGGGCGGGGAGGUUCUGCGCCCACGAGGCCGUGAAGGAGGUGAUGCCGGAGACGGAGAAGCUGAUGGAGAAUUGA